This is a messenger RNA of Topomyia yanbarensis, 954 nucleotides long. Its product is annotated as zinc finger protein 93-like. The annotation marks the transcript as partial. Gene Ontology annotation, cellular component: nucleus. Lineage: Eukaryota; Metazoa; Arthropoda; Insecta; Diptera; Culicidae. The record is from RefSeq and is a predicted model, not a curated record. The transcript has a single exon.
UAUAAAUGUAAAACAUGUAACAAGACAUUUCAAACGGGUACUCUACUGCGUCGUCACGAACAAAUACACGCUGAUAAUCGUCCGUUUGUGUGUCCUUACUGCAAUCGAGGUUUUAAUCACGAAUCCAACUUUCGACAGCAUAAAAUGCGUCACAUCCAACAGCAAUGCGAAGAUGAGUCGGGAUAUCCUUGCACGGUAUGCAAGAAGCACUACACAAACGCCACAGAUUUGCGCGUUCAUAUGCGAGAGCAUUUCCCGAAUGAUCCGAUGUACACCACUAAAACAGAUAUCCUGCCCAAGAAAUUGAAGGACUCCUCUAGCUAUCCGAGACCGUGUGAGGAGGCUGACUGCCACUAUGUGGCACCUUCGUACCAGUUGAUGUGGUCGCACUAUCGCAAUCAUUAUAAAAUGUACCAGUGUCAGCAGUGCGAUAACAAAUUUGCAACGGCUACCAUCCUCAAGAGGCACAUCGAAGUGAUACAUCAGAAUAUACGUAAAUACAAGUGUGAAUUGUGUCCUAAGGCUUUCGGUUACCAGCACAAGUACAAGGAGCACAUGAACAUGCACAGCGGUGUUAAAGCGUACCAGUGCCGCUAUUGCCAAAAAAGUUUCACACAUUCUUCCAACCUGCUGGUGCAUCAGCGCAUUCAUACUAAAAUCAAACCGCACAAGUGCCUGACUUGUGGAACGUCCUAUGUUACUACAUCCGCACUGAAGAAGCACCAGAAAACGCAUCUACCGAAACAGUUGGUUGCCGGAACAGUUCAAACGGUAUCGAAGAAUUCGAAGCAACAGAUAUAUGCGGAGACGGAGUUCAUUUUUGGGGUGAAUUGUGAAGAGCAUGAUAUAGCCGGGGAAGAAGAAGUUGAUCUCAACUAUUUAGAGUAGACGCGCGGUCUUUUUCGAUGAAUUUUCUGGGUUUACACGAGAAUAAAAUGUGAAGAUUAAAUACAA